Molecule: messenger RNA, 2271 nt
Organism: Penicillium odoratum
Lineage: Eukaryota; Fungi; Ascomycota; Eurotiomycetes; Eurotiales; Aspergillaceae
Exons: 5
Coding region: 1-2271 (756 amino acids)
Biological process (GO): mRNA processing
Cellular component (GO): spliceosomal complex
Molecular function (GO): mRNA binding
Source: RefSeq, a predicted model, not a curated record
AUGUACAACCCUUACCAGCGUGCUUAUGGUCACCCCCAGGAAUAUGGCGCAUAUCCCGGUGCGCCUGGUGCACCUCCAGGCAUGGCUCCUCCUCCAGGGAUGGCAGCACCAGGUACAGCUCCUCCUGCGAACAUGCAACAGGCGAACAAUCAGCAGCCUGGUCGCCCCGGAGGGUUCCCAGCUAACUUCCAACCACCGCCGAAUAUGCCAAACAUCAACUUCUCCGCCCCAGUGAUCCGCCUGGGCACUUCAGGCCCCGCCAAGCCUGCCGGGCCAGAGAUGGGCCGUGAGCGUGGACCAGAGGGCCCCCGACGUGCUGGUCUCGGUUCCUCUAGUGAAGGGCAACGUCACCAUGGCCGCGAUGCGAUGAUGCUCCCCCAGCCGCCUACCCGUGAUGAGAUUGUGCGAACACUUUUCGUGGGUGGAAUUACGGAAGGUGCUGGUGGUGAUGAUGGCAUUGAGCGCAUUCUGCAGUCGGCAGGCCGCCUCCGACGAUGGAUUCGUGCGACCGAUGCUGAUGAGAAGCCCUGCCGGUUCGGAUUUGCCGAGUUUGACGACCCGGAGAGUCUGGAGACAGCGGUCGAGGUUCUUAAGGAGAUUGAGAUCCCUGUUAAGCGACAGAUGCCUCGCGCUGAGGGUGAAGAGGAGAAGGAAGUGGAAAAGAGCACACUACUUGUUGUGGUGGACGAGAGCACAACUAAAUACUUGGAGCAGUUCAAAGAUAGCCGAGGCGAUCGAGACCCCGUAGAGAUCAACGCACGCUUUGAGGCAGCCCGUAGCGAUCUAAAGAGCGUUCUUAAAGACCUCUUCCACCCGAAAAACCCUACUAAGAAAGAGGAUGCCUCCGCAUUGGACCGGGAAGGUGACACUGAGAUGCAAGACGGCGACGCAUCAAAGGACGGGGAAGUAGUCACCAUCCCAAUCACCAUCGAGGACGAAUUGGCCGAUAUACCCCCAGAGAUGCGUGCGAAUGUGGCCAAGGAGAUCGCUGCAUUCCGCGAGCGGAGUAACCGUCGUGAUAUUGAACGUCUGAAGCGUGAAGAGGAGAUUGAGUCUAUGGAACGUGCUCGCAAUGCAGGAUCACGCUACAGCCGUCUUGCUUCUCCUCUUGCAUCCGCUCCUAGUGGUCCAGCCGGUGGUGCGAACGGCAUUCCUCUGGGUCCCCGUGAUCGUGGCAUGCCCAAUGCACCGGCUGGCCCUAAGGGAUUCGGUGUCCAAAUUCCAAAGGACUACCAGAAAGGCGUGUCUUUUGUCAAUGGUACCAACGGACAGGCUUAUGGGAGUCGCGAAGACGAAGACUCGGACGCGAGUGACGAGGAGCUUGAACGCCGCCGCCAGGCUAAGCGAGAAGCAGAUCAAGAAAAGCAGUUCCUGGACCAAGAGCGCCGGUGGCUCAACCGAGAGCGAAGCCGAACGGCCGCUCUGGAGCGUGAAAAGAAGCGCGACAAAGAUGAUGAUGGCAAGCUGCAGGCUGCUCACGAUGAAAUGGAUGAGCGGAUGAAGGAGUGGAAUGAUGAUAUCGAGGCCAGCCGCAAGACCUCUGAAUACUACGCUGACCAUGGUGCCUGGCUCCGAAGCCGCGCCAUAUUCCGUGCUCGCGAAGCCAGCUUGGAUGAUGCUGAUCGUGCAGCCGAGGAGCGUGAGCGUGCACAGUCCGCCAAGAAGCAGGAACAGGCUCGUGGCGCUGCCGACGAUUUCCUCGCCCGCCAGGCUCAGGAGCUGGAGACCCGUAUCGAGGAACCGCGAGAGCCUCAGCGCUUCAAGUUGUCUCUCGGAGCUGCGGCCCAAAAGGCCCAAGCUGCAACUACUCGUCGCACUGCCGCCGAAGUUGAAGGGUUGCUGGAAGAUGAGGAAGAGCCUGCCACCACCACCCGCCGCCCUCUCAUCCCGAUCAAAUUUGACACCGCUGCCGAGGCUGCUGGUCUUUCAGAUGAGGAGCGAGCACAGGCGGCGCGUCAACUUGCUGCAGAAAUCCCCACCGACAAGGAGGGACUGUGGAAGUGGGCGAUCAAGUGGGAGUUUGUGGACGAAGCCGUUCUCAGCGAUCAGAUCAAGCCCUUCGUGGAGAAAAAGAUUGUCGAAUACCUGGGUGUACAGGAGCAAAUGCUGGUAGAUGUUGUGGAGGGUCAUGUGCGCCAGAAGGGUUCUCCUCAGGAACUCGUGGAUCAGCUCGCCGAGGCUUUGGACGAAGAAGCCGAAGUGCUAGUUCGCAAGCUAUGGCGUAUGCUUAUUUUCUUCUCGGAGAGCGAGAAGCGUGGUUUGUCGGCAUAG